This is a messenger RNA of Pseudogymnoascus verrucosus, 3381 nucleotides long. RefSeq lists its product as uncharacterized. Lineage: Eukaryota; Fungi; Ascomycota; Leotiomycetes; Thelebolales; Thelebolaceae. The record is from RefSeq and is a predicted model, not a curated record. The transcript is spliced from 3 exons. Gene Ontology annotation, cellular component: cytoplasm; membrane; microtubule. Gene Ontology annotation, molecular function: microtubule binding; GTP binding; GTPase activity. Bases 1076 to 3253 code for a protein of 725 amino acids.
GUUGUUUCAAAGAAGGGGUUGAGAUUUGUGCAGUCCUGGGCUACUUCACAAAGUAGCUAUGCCCAGGACUGUUGAUGAGCGAAGAACCGUAUGAGGUCGAGGCGAGGGACUUUGCUUCAGAAAGGUCUUGCUUGGAGCGACGACCACCCACUUUAUAAUCACAUUUAUCAUCACAACCACUUUCCCAGGUUGAUUCAACUCGAUUUUCUGCGGAGAUACUAGGCUGCCUACUUCUUGCAUAUGUGAUGGGGUUACGCCCGAUGCGGUGACCAAUCCCUACCAUAAGCUGCUGCCGCGUGGGGCACAGUGCGAUAUCAGCCUCAGAACUGACCAAUGGGUUAGAUGAAGCGCAUGAUAUUUUGUCUCACAAAACCCAACUGCAGAAUAAGACCAUAUUUAAUCGCAGCCUGAUUAAUCGCCUUGCCUGGAGUCUUGUUAACGCAGCCUCAAAACCGACCAAGAACAUUUCAUCACAGCCUAACAAAUCGCCAUGCGUGGAGCCUUGUUAACGCUGCCUCAAAAUUGACCAACCACAAAAAAGAAAAUUUCCCUUGCAGCCUAACAAAGCGCCUUGCCACCAAGUUAAUGUAUAUGCAGCCUCAAAAACAGCCAACUGGGAAGAAGGGCAUAUGUAUGUCUCACAACGAGCCAACGACAGACAAUAUUUGGGUAUUAGAUAUCUUGUGCCCUGACCAAUCUUGAUCACUUCCAAUUUUCUGGAACCUAUUGCUCUCAUCUACGAGCAUGCUACGCAAACGCGCAUGUGGGAUACCAAAAAUGUUCUUUUGGAUAUGGGCAGCCUCAAAAAGAGCCAACUGCAAGCCGUGCUCCUUAUCAUCGCCCAGACACAGCCGGCGCACCGCUGCUGGUUUGUCGUCUCUUAUCGAAACUUGCAGGAUCAAGAAUAGCUUCUAUGAUUAUAAAGGGGACGAGUCGUCCUUGAUGCAUUCAAGAAUUUCUACAAACUUCUUCUAUUCAACCACUGGUCUCUUGAAUAAGUCAAUACAACCGCUGAUCCUCCUCUUGAAAACACACGACUUCAUCAAAUCGAUCACUCUUGCUGUAGGUUCGCAAAAUGACCGUCAGCCGGGAGGUUACCACUUUGUCAGACCCCACGUUGCUUGAAAAGGUCGACAAGCUCCGUGACUUGAACAUUGGCCAACAUGUACCUCUCCCUCAGCUUGUUGUAGCCGGAGAUCAAAGCUCUGGCAAAUCCUCCUUACUGGAAAGCCUUACCGGAAUUCCGUUUCCGAAAGACCAAACCCUCUGCACUCGUCAUGCAACGCAGAUUACAUCUCGACGCAGUAUCAAUGACCGUGUCGAUAUACGCAUUAUUCCUGGCCCACACGCGUCAGAAGAGCAUAGGAAGGAGGUCGAGGGAUUCCAGAUGCACAUGCCUUCGGGUUUGAAAUUUCGGGAGCAGUUCGAGGAAAUCUUGAAGAAGGCCAAUGAAAAAAUGGGUUUGCGGACUGACGUAUCAACCGGGAAAGGCGCUGUGUUUAGCGAAGAUGUUCUCAAGAUCGAGUUGCAGGGACCACACGAGGACUAUCUCACCAUCAUUGAUGUCCCAGGGAUAUUCCGUACCACUACGCAGGGGACCACCAAAGAUGACAUGGUCAUUGUGAGAGACCUGGUCAAGAAGUAUAUCAAAGACGAUCGCACCGUUAUUUUAGCAGUGCUGCCUAGUAAUGUCGACAUUGCCACGCAAGAGAUCUUAGAGCUUGCGGAAGAUUACGACAAGAAUGGUGAGCGUACCCUCGGUGUGCUCACCAAACCCGACUUGGUACUUGAACAGAGUGCUCAAGCUGCCGUCUGUGACCUUGUCAAGGGCAAAAAACGACCACUUACUCUUGGCUACUUCGUCGUCCGCAAUCGUGGAGCAAGUGGCAGCUCAAAGGAGCAGCCAGAGCUUGAUCAGAUUUUCCGACAACAACCAUGGAUCGACCUUCCACAGGAUCGGGUAGGCAUUCCAGCCCUCAGAGAGCAACUCAUGUCCCUCUUAGUCGAGAUUACCCGACGCGAGUUUCCCAAAUUGCUCCAGGAUGUCAGCAAUCAAAUCAAAGAUUGCAAGAGGGAACUACAGAGUCUUGGGCCGCCUCGCCAGGAUGAGCGCGAGCAACGUGUUUACCUCAGUCGCAUUGCCGAAAUUUUUCAGGAUCGGGCUAGGGCAGCUUUGGCUGCGGAUUAUAACGCAGAUCCGGUUUUUGACAAAGACGAGCUCCGUCUCAUCACCCACGUAGUAAACAUCACCGGUGUUUUCAGUGCUGAUUUUCAACUGGGCGCCCAUUCACGACACUUCGAGAAAUCGUCUGUAGCAUCUGAUACCGAUGAAGAUUCCGAUCUUGAAGAGCCCCCCCGAGUUGAGUCGAUGAUAGACAACCUGCGAGUGCUCCUCGAAAAGGCAAGAGUCGACGAUGUUGCGCUGGGGGAGCGUGCCGAACUUGAUGGCAUUAUUGUCCCUCUCCCACCGCACAAGAUACCAAUGCCGCGUGAAGAUUUUUCGGCAUGGAUCAAUAACGUUUACUUGAAAUCAAGAGGCUUAGAUCUUGGCACCUUCAACGCAAACUUUGUUGCUACGGCUUUUGCAGAGCAAUCACGCAAAUGGGGCGACAUGACUAAGAUCUAUAUGAGCCGGGUUAUCAUCACCCUUCAUCGCUUCAUCGCCGCUGCACUUCGUUCCAUAUGCUCAGAGGAGCAAACCCGUAGUCAUUUAUGGUCCGCAAUCCUCGAGAGCCUUGUGGAACGCUACAAGACGGCAAUGGCCCAAGCGAGCCUAUUGAUCGAAGUUGAACAGCGCAAGAAGCCGUACACGCUCAACAAACAGUUUGCUGAGGCUCUCUCCAAGGCUCGAGGCUAUCGAGUCACCGAGCUCCUACGUCCUAAGGCUAGAAAGGACAUCAAGCAGUACGGAGAUACUCAGUAUAUGGUCAAUUUGAACGACAUCGCCAAAGUUGCCGAAGGCAAAAGCAACGUGGAGCAGUUGCAGGAAGAGAUUCAUGACAUUCUUCAAGCUUACUACAGCCUGGCACUUGACCGAUACAUUGACAAUAUCUUCCAGCUCGCCGUUGACUACUGCCUGUUGCAUGGCCCUUCUAGUCCCUUGAAAGUGUUCACUCAGGACUGGGUUAUCAACUUAGAAGCUGAGCAGCUUGAACGGAUCGCCGGAGAGACUAAGUCUUCCAAGAAGUGCCGCACGAAACUUGCAAAGAAGAUUGUAGAUUUGACUGACGCCUUGAAGAUCCUCAAGACCUAAGUGGCAAUCACUCUCGUUGAUUCCAACAAGUCAGCGCAGACGUCUCGUUUAACUUCUGGUUCAGGAAUCGAGCACAGCCCCACGUUAUAUAUCCUGUCGCAAUUCCUGUCGCAAUUCCUGUCGCAAUU